Messenger RNA from Lycium ferocissimum, 1067 nucleotides. RefSeq lists its product as uncharacterized. The coding region runs from base 230 to 814 and encodes 194 amino acids. The transcript has 3 exons. NCBI's taxonomy places the organism in Eukaryota, Viridiplantae, Streptophyta, Magnoliopsida, Solanales, Solanaceae. The record is from RefSeq and is a predicted model, not a curated record.
CGGUAACUAUUUCCAAAUAAAGUAACCUUAGGAGAGAAUUAAACAAAAUGACAACUAAUUGAAAUUAGACAAUUACCUACCGGUUACGGGUGACCCGCUAGCCGAAACAAUACAGACACUGUUCCGAUUACAUAGUUAUAGUCGGCGGGAUUGAGACGACUGACACGUGUCUUUUCUCACCGGCGCAAAUUGAUCGAAGAAUCAGAAGACUUAUAGAUUACAACAUAGCAUGGCAGCCAAACUGGCUUUACCGAGCGGUCCAACAACUUGUGGGCAUUUGAGUGCUGAUCAUACUAGAUCAAGACUUAUUGGAGCUGUUGGCCGUAGGAGAGCUGCACAUUCAUUAGGCAGAAUCAUGGAUUUCCAACUAUCUGUUAUUAAUUUUGUCCAGCCUUAUUCUUUCAGGAAAUUCAAGAGGCUGGCGUGGUCUAUAAGAAGUGCUGCAGAUGGCAGCGGACUAAAUUCUUCUCCUACAACCAGCAGCAGCGGUGGAACUCGACUUAUUAGGGCCAUCGAGGCACUUCUAGCCAAACUAGAUGCCAGAAUUAAGGUGUUGAGGAAAAACCUACCAAUGAAGUUGCUAUUUUUCUUAGUGGGUUUCUAUUGUGCAACCGCAUUUGCCACUGUAAUAGGGCAGACAGGUGAUUGGGAUAUUAUUUCUGCUGGAUUAGCUGUGGCUGUGGUGGAGGGCAUUGGAGCUCUCAUGUAUAGAUCUAUUCCCAUUAUAAAUGAGGCAAGGAGCCUCAUCACUAUGUUCAAUUAUUGGAAGACCGGGCUGACUCUCGGUCUAUUCCUGGACUCUUUCAAGUAUUAAGUUGGAGAUGAGGAGAGGGGAAGUGUACAGAAAUCAUAACGCCAUUGAAAUUUCAUAGUUUUAUUUUUUGCGCUUGCGGUAGGCAAAUUCAUGUUGUCAGAAGGUAAUUGUAUGUCUUUUGCAGGAUGUCUGUUGUACAGUGUCUCCAGUGGUAUAGCAUAUAUCUCACAUGUACAUGGGAGGCAUCCCCAGUUUGGUGCCACAUUUGUAAAAUGUACAGGAAAAUAUGAUUUAAUGUUUCAGUUUUAUGCUA